Messenger RNA from Xiphophorus couchianus (Monterrey platyfish), 1180 nucleotides. RefSeq names its product dual specificity phosphatase 19a (gene dusp19a). The record is from RefSeq and is a predicted model, not a curated record. NCBI's taxonomy places the organism in Eukaryota, Metazoa, Chordata, Actinopteri, Cyprinodontiformes, Poeciliidae. The transcript has 5 exons. Gene Ontology annotation, molecular function: JUN kinase phosphatase activity. Gene Ontology annotation, biological process: regulation of MAP kinase activity; protein dephosphorylation. Bases 223 to 852 code for a protein of 209 amino acids. Gene Ontology annotation, cellular component: cytoplasm.
UCCAGCAGAGGAGGUCCAGGUGACACCGGGCAGACAGGUAGACGUCACACCUGAAGCUGCUACAACUGGAGAGGAGAGACUGCUGGAGAAAAGGAUGAGAACAGAAGUUUGUGUCCGUGGUUCUCUCUGUGUCCCGGUUUGAACUGGAUGACCGUCUGUUUUGUCACAAAAGCAACAACUAAAACCGACCAUCUGAUAAAGCAGGUUUGGUAAAGUUUGGCCAUGCAGUCGUUGACUCAGGAGAUCCAGAGCUUCUCCAGGACUCGCCUGCGGAAGCAGUGCACCCGUGUGACGUCGCUGAGUGGCCGACGCAUCAUCGAGACCUGGAAGGGCUCGACGAUUACCGUGGUCGAAGACCCCGUCCCGCCAGAGAAGAUGCUGGGCUACGUCCCAGAUACUUCCUGGGACCUGCAGGUCGGCUUCGUGACGCCCUACCUGCUUCUGGGUUCCCAGGAUGCUGCACACGACUUUGGCACCCUAAGAAAACACAAGGUUUCUCACAUCCUGAACGUGGCGUUCGGCGUGGAGAACGCGUUUCCGGACCUGUUCAUCUACCGGACCGUCAGCAUCCUGGACCACCCCGACGCCGACCUGCUGCAGUACAUGCGGGACUGCUGCGACUUCAUCCAGCAGGCUCGCAGAGAGAAAGGCGUUGUGUUGGUCCAUUGUAAUGCCGGUGUGUCCCGCGCCCCGGCUGUUGUCAUCGGCUACCUGAUGUCAUGUGACGGACAGUCCUUUGAAGACGCGUUCUCGUUGGUGAAGUCUGCCCGGCCGGCCUCCUCUCCCAACCCCGGCUUCCUGGAACAGCUGAGAAACUACAAACUGCCUACAAUGAACGGGUCUAAAGACUGAGUCUGGCGAAGGUUAUACAGUCCGACGAGAAAUCUCUGUGAUUGUAAUAAAACAUUGUAAAGAAACGUUAAACAUUUCUUCUGUGUAGAAUUGUUUUUAAUGGUGCAGGAAUACUCUAAAGUUAGAUACCAACCAUCAGAGUGAAAUUAGGUCUGAGAAUAACUGCAAUUACCAAAACUCCUGCUUGAUUUCUAUUUAUUUUCUGUGUUGUAUGCCUUUUUGUGAAUUUUAAAUUUCUAAAUGUUCUUCAUGAGCUUCUUACCAGCAAUAACAUCUCUCUUUUGUUCUGAUGUUUUUUUUCCCCCAUAUUAAAGCUACUAUCCAGUGA